This is a messenger RNA of Manis pentadactyla (Chinese pangolin), 951 nucleotides long. RefSeq names its product olfactory receptor 5B2-like. Gene Ontology annotation, molecular function: odorant binding; G protein-coupled receptor activity; olfactory receptor activity. The record is from RefSeq and is a predicted model, not a curated record. NCBI's taxonomy places the organism in Eukaryota, Metazoa, Chordata, Mammalia, Pholidota, Manidae. The transcript has a single exon. Gene Ontology annotation, biological process: G protein-coupled receptor signaling pathway; sensory perception of smell. Gene Ontology annotation, cellular component: membrane. The coding region runs from base 1 to 951 and encodes 316 amino acids.
AUGUUGAUAGAUAACAGAUCAGAAGUGACUGAGUUCAUCCUCCUCGGACUAAUCAGUGCCCCAGAACUACAGGUCCCCCUUUUUCUCGUGUUCAUUCUCAUUUACCUCAUCAAUGUGGUUGGAAACCUGGGGAUGAUAGUUUUGAUUCUCGUGGACCCUCGUCUCCACACCCCCAUGUACUUCUUCCUCAGUAACCUGUCUCUGGUGGACUUCUGUUACUCUUCAGCUGUCACUCCCAAGGUCGUGGCUGGGUUGCUUAUAGGUAACAAAAUCAUCUCCUACAAUGCAUGUGCUGCUCAGAUGUUCUUUUUUGUAGCCUUUGCCACUGUAGAAAAUUACCUCUUGGCCUCAAUGGCCUAUGACCGCUAUGCAGCAGUGUGCAGACCCUUACAUUACACCACCACCAUGAUGACAAGUGUGUGUGUACGUCUGGUCACAGGCUCCUAUGUCUGUGGUUUCCUGAAUGCCUCCUUCCACGUUGGGGACAUAUUCAGUCUUUCUUUCUGCAUGUCCAAUGCACUCCAUCACUUUUUCUGCGAUGUGCCAGCUCUAAUCGGUCUCUCUUGCUCCGAUAAACACAUUAGUGAGGUGGUUCUUGUCUUUUUGUCCAGUUUUAAUGCCUUGUUAGCUCUCGUGGUUAUCUUGAUUUCCUACCUGUUCAUCUUUAUCACCAUCUUGAAGAUGCACUCAGCUCAGGGACACCAAAAGGCUUUGUCCACCUGUGCUGCCCACCUCACGACAGUCUCCAUCUUCUAUGGGACGAUCAUCUUCAUGUACUUACAGCCCAGCUCCAGCCAUUCCAUGGACACAGACAAGGUGGCAUCCAUGUUCUAUGCUAUGAUCAUCCCCAUGCUGAACCCUGUGGUCUACAGCCUCCGGAACAAGGAGGUCAAGAGUGCAUUCAAGAAGGUGGUUGAGAAGGCAAAUUUUUCUAUAGGAUUAGGAUUUUAA